Xiphophorus maculatus (southern platyfish) is the source of this 1851-nucleotide messenger RNA. It is a transcript of the gene pou3f3a, whose product is annotated as POU domain, class 3, transcription factor 3-A. Gene Ontology annotation, molecular function: RNA polymerase II cis-regulatory region sequence-specific DNA binding; DNA-binding transcription factor activity, RNA polymerase II-specific. The record is from RefSeq and is a predicted model, not a curated record. Gene Ontology annotation, biological process: brain development; regulation of transcription by RNA polymerase II. The transcript has a single exon. The coding region runs from base 397 to 1683 and encodes 428 amino acids. NCBI's taxonomy places the organism in Eukaryota, Metazoa, Chordata, Actinopteri, Cyprinodontiformes, Poeciliidae. Gene Ontology annotation, cellular component: nucleus.
AGUGGCUCCUGAUAGAAGACGCACCAGAUCGCGCAGAUUCAAAAGGAGGAGGUGAAACAAUUUCAGUUUUACAGUUUUAAUUCGUAUCACUUCAAGGUUAUUUAAUCUCAUGAUAAAGGAUCGACUGCUUGGAACGGAUCAAAGAAAGAGUAUUUUUUUUCUGUUUCUCUCUCUCUUCUCAUCACCUGCACAGUGGAUUACGCCCUGCGUGGAUUCUGGGACUCAAGAAAGUUAUCAAACUCUCGGGGAUACACAGGGAAGUAAACUUUAUGAAAAGCUGAAAUUUUUUUUUCUUCUUUUUUUUCGUCAAAACUGUCUCUGGAGUGUUUGGUGCUUUUUUUUAUGGAUUAAAGCAAAGUAAGACCAAACCUAAAGGUGAGACACAUCUGCAGAUUUAUGCCUUGGGGGAUGGCAGCAGCCACCUCCGGUCCGUAUUUGGCCAGCAGCAGGAUUUUAUCCGGUCCCAUCGUGCACUCUGACCGGAGAGGUGCUGGAAUGCAGCCGGGCACCACCGCCGUGACCACGGUGUCCGGCGGAUACAGAGGGGACCCAUCGGUUAAGAUGGUGCAGAGUGCAGACUUCAUGCAUGGAGCCAUGGUGGCGAGCAACGGUGGACACAUGCUGAGCCAUGCCCACCAGUGGGUGACAUCGUUGCCUCACGCAGCGGCCGCAGCAGCGGCGGCGGCGGCGGCGGCGGCCGCUGCAGCAGCAGAGACCGGCUCCCCGUGGCCCCCCAGCUCCCAGCCGCAGGAGGUGAAGCGGAACAGGGAUGACCUGCACUCGGGCUCCGCUCUGCACCACAGGUCCCCGCAUCUGGGAGCUCACCAGACGCACGCGGGAAGCUGGGGAGGAAGCUCCGCGGCGCACAUCAGCAGCAUCAGCGAGGGGCAGCAGCAGCAGCAGCAACAGCAGCAACAGUCUCUGGUUUACUCCCAGCCUUCAGGAUUUACAGUCAACGGGAUGCUGAGCUCACACACCGGGCAGAGCCUCGCUCAUUCGGGGCUGCUGCGCGGGGACUCCCCUGAGCUGGACCACCACCACCAUCACCACCAGAGCCACAACCACCACACGCACCAUCACCAGCACCACGAAAUGGGCCACGAGCCGCAGUCCGACGAGGACACGCCGACGUCGGACGACUUGGAGCAUUUCGCCAAACAGUUCAAGCAACGUCGGAUCAAGCUGGGCUUCACCCAGGCGGACGUAGGUUUAGCCUUGGGGACGCUGUACGGCAACGUGUUCUCCCAGACCACCAUCUGCAGGUUCGAGGCGCUCCAGCUGAGCUUCAAAAACAUGUGCAAACUGAAGCCCCUGCUCAACAAAUGGCUGGAGGAGGCCGACUCCACGACAGGGAGCCCGACCAGCAUCGACAAGAUUGCCACGCAGGGGAGGAAGAGGAAGAAGCGCACGUCCAUCGAGGUGAGCGUAAAAGGCGCGCUGGAGAGCCAUUUCCUCAAGUGUCCCAAGCCGUCCGCGCAGGAAAUCAACUCCCUGGCGGACACGCUGCAGUUGGAGAAGGAGGUGGUCCGGGUCUGGUUCUGCAACCGCAGGCAGAAGGAGAAGCGCAUGACGCCGCCUGGACUGCCGCGCACCCCGGAGGACGCGUAUUCUCAGGUGGGGAGCAUCGGUCCGGACACGCCGUCUCCUUCCAUAGAGUGCAAGAGGAUGUACAGCGACACGUGAAAACAGCCAGGACGAACCGCCAAGGCAAGAAACUGAGAGCAAAGAGGAGGGAAAAUGUUUCCUGACUCACCAGAAUUUCUGAAGAAGUUUUUUAUAUAUCAUAAAUCCAUCCGCAGUUUUAGUGUUUUUCUGUAUGUGUUCAUUCCAGAAGCAAAAAAAAAAAAAAAA